Arachis stenosperma is the source of this 471-nucleotide messenger RNA. RefSeq lists its product as uncharacterized. Bases 1 to 471 code for a protein of 156 amino acids. The transcript has a single exon. NCBI's taxonomy places the organism in Eukaryota, Viridiplantae, Streptophyta, Magnoliopsida, Fabales, Fabaceae. The record is from RefSeq and is a predicted model, not a curated record.
AUGAAAGCCAAGGUGGUGUUCGAAGACAACAAUCAACAAUGGGUAAAUCCUGGAAGGUUAGUCACAUUCCAACGCAUACACUAUGUGACACCUGCUCAACAACAAAGAAAACCUCGGAUAAAGAAAAGAACUGCACAAGAAGAACCCCACCUAGAAGAACCUCACCAAGAAGAACCCCAACAAACAGGGCACCAGCAAGAAGGACAAUUUGAUCCAACCAAUAUAAAUCUGUAUCACAUCAAGGAAGCCAUUGAGUAUAUGGCAAGUAGCUAUAUGGAGGGACAAGAACAGCAACUACAUGUCCAAGCUCAAAGGAUGGAUCAUCAAGAGAAACUAUUCUCUAGUUGGAUAGAUCAACAAAGAGAGUGGCAGAAACAGCAAAUGGAGUUACAACAGGAGCAUUACUCCCAGCUCACCCAAGCCAUCAAUCAAGUGCCCAAAAGGCAAGAAAGCCAAGACAAACGCCUUUAA